CAUCGCGUCCGCUUGUCCGUCCGUCAGACCGGCCGCGCGCGCGCUCCCGUCCACCGGCCUUAUUAUUUUACUCUUAUUUAUUUUUCUCGUUCGUUUUCUCCCGAACGACCGACAGGAGUCGACUGCCAAAAAUAGUAUUCUUCGGCGACCGAACGCGCACGACAAUCGUAAGUGGUGUGUACGCGAUAACGGCCGACUAUAGGUCCGGCGUGUACGCGUAGGUAUAUCCGUCAACGUUUUAUUAUCGGCGUAACGACCAGAUGUCUCGAUAACACGCGUCAUAAUCGUCGUGAUUUUUCGAGCACCUCCAGUGACGGCCGGAACCACUACCGUCGUCCACAGUCCAAUUUGCCCGCGAUAACAACUUGUAGACCGCCGACGGAAGACGACCAGCAGCAGAGACCGGACUUCGAUUAUGGUCGUCAUUUUUAAACAAGAAUACGAAAAUCAAAGCAUGAGCAAUGACUAUAGUUACUCACGUGGAAGACCUCCUGCAGAAUCUAUUUCUCGAAUUGCAGAUUGGGACAUUAACGAUUCGAUUAUUCCAAGGGUGAGUAACUUCAACUUGUGGGAAGAAUGGGCUGACGGUCAUUGUCGCUUGGUAUACCCCCCUAAUUGUGAAGAAGCUAAGAGACACGCUUCUGGAUGGGCAAUGAGAAACACCAACAAUCACAAUGUGCACAUAUUAAAGAAAUCGUGUUUGGGUGUUCUGUUAUGCUCAAGAAGAUGUAUACUUCCUUCGGGAGACACUGUUCACCUAAGACCAGCUAUAUGUGACAAGGCUCGAAAAAAGCAGCAAGGUAAACCUUGCCCAAAUAGACAGUGUCAUGGUCACUUAGAAAUAAUGCCCUGUAGAGGACACUGUGGUUAUCCUGUUACACAUUUCUGGAGGCAUACAGAGUAUGCAAUAUUUUUUCAAGCCAAAGGUGUUCAUGAUCACUUAAGACCUGAAGCCAAGUCUACUUCAGAAGCACGAAGAAGCUUUGGUACCAGCCGCAAGAUUCGAAACUUCGGCAUGAUCCUAUCUCGUGAUGUUCCUUUCAAUAAUAAAGUAUUAAGUUUAAAAAAUCAAAAACAGAAAGCUGCUAUUAAUAAUGGAAAUCGCAAACAGUAUUUAAGUACGCAACUAUCUCAAGAGUUAAUUUCAGAGAACCGAAGUAUAAACUCUUCCGGUUGCUCGUGUCUUCCUUAUUAUUGCGUUUGCAAUAACAGUCGCCUGGCACCUGUACCAGAACCCGCGACAGCCAUCCUCCAGCAUCAGCAAGCCGCCGCUUAUCCGUCUCAACAGCACCACCACCACCACCAUCAUCAUCAUCGUCAUCACCAUACCAACAACAACAACAACAACAUCCUCAUCAACAACAACAACAAUAGCAGCAGCAGCAGUAGCAGUGAUGACGAUCUACACCACCACCAUCAGGAAUGGGCGACUUCGUCGGGGCUGCAGAACUAUCACGUCCUAGAACAGCUCCAGUCCGAACAGCCGCCGUCGUCGUCCUCGUCAUCGGCGCUUGGUCAGAACAUGUCCGCCGUGGACUUUGGGUUCGUGACCGGCCCGCAACCCGCGUCGGCGGUUUACUGUCAACCAAUGCUGCCGACGUCCACCUCCAACGACGACGACAUGUACCAGCUGCAGCAGUUGGACCAGCGGACUACAUCCGGACAGGAUACGGUCGCCGUCGCUUCUUCCGGUUACCACAAGUGUUCGCCGACGACGGUAUUGGACUUGGGCAGCGGCACCAUCCACAAGAGCCCCGGGCAGUGCGGCGACAACGGCGACGUCGGUUGGCAGCACUACCAGUCGGCCGAUUACCAUCACCCGGCGAUCGCCGCGGCGGUGCAGCAGCACCACCACCACGACGAUCACCACCACCAUCAGCAGCAGCAGCAGCAGCAGCAGCAGUGCUAUCAAGUAAUGCAACAGAGUUGUGGUGACGGCGUCGGCUAUCACUCCGGGCAGCAGCAACAUCAGCAACAACAACAGUUGCAUUACACCGCAGUCAUCAAGACCGAGGACGGACCCGAUGCGUUGGAUUUGAUGUACCCGAUGGCACAGGACGUGGACUACUACGCACAGCUGCCGUCCUCGUCGGCCGACGCUGCGUGCCUCAAAGGCAACGCCGUAGGCGGCGGCAUGCACAGUGACGGGUCUUCUUCCGUCGUGGACUUUAUCGGCGCGGACGGCGGCGGCGGGUCGAUGCCGCCGGCCGACGUCUCCGCUUCGCACGUGGUCGAUUAUAUGGUUCUCGAUCCCGCCAAACUGUUGUUGGCCAACAACAAUUUUUACAUGGACUCCGCUUACUGCGGCGGCGUUGAUGGCGGUGUCGAGGCCAACAACGACGAUGACGACGACCAUCACCACCAUCACCACCACCACCACCACCACAACGUUCCCUCCGCCGCCGCCGUCGCGUUCAACGACUUCCAGUUGAAUGCUACCGAUAUCCAUUCCUGGUCUCAGGCCAUCAAUCAAUGAAUGUGUGGACCAGCGGUCGUCGGUCACCACUUCGAAAUUGUGUAUUAUAUAAAUACUAUGUAUGUGGUGAUCCGUGUCCGGCUGGGAAACUCGUGUGAAGGAAUUUUAUAUUUUAAAUUUCCGCCGCACUUCGUGUGUGUGUAUUUGCUAAGCCUGUAUGCAAUAU
This is a messenger RNA of Melanaphis sacchari, 2642 nucleotides long. Its product is annotated as transcription factor glial cells missing-like. The transcript is spliced from 6 exons. NCBI's taxonomy places the organism in Eukaryota, Metazoa, Arthropoda, Insecta, Hemiptera, Aphididae. Gene Ontology annotation, cellular component: nucleus. Gene Ontology annotation, biological process: regulation of transcription by RNA polymerase II; gliogenesis. Gene Ontology annotation, molecular function: DNA-binding transcription activator activity, RNA polymerase II-specific; RNA polymerase II cis-regulatory region sequence-specific DNA binding. The coding region runs from base 416 to 2476 and encodes 686 amino acids. The record is from RefSeq and is a predicted model, not a curated record.